GAUAUAGGAGGACUUUUGGCCCACUCGGCCAGCUUCCGCUGCGGCCCUGCCUGCCUGCCUCUUGAACCGCGUGGCGCCGCCGCCGCCGCCGGGAUUCACAAAACCAACGGAGCAUACGGACUAGAAUCUUCGCCGCUCGCCGCCGCGGGGACCAAUGGAGCGCGCAGUGCGGGAGCUGUGGGCGGAGUCGCGGGACCUGCUGGGCCUCCACUCCCCGGACGACGCCGCCGCCGCCGACGCCGCGAUGCCCCGCGCCGAGAUGCCCCCGACGCCGCUCGCGUUUCUCCGCGACCACGUCUCGCCGGGGCGCCCUCUCCUCGUGUCCUCCGCCGCCACCAGCCACUGGCCGGCCGCCUCGCUGUGGCCGACCGACUCCUACCUCACCGACGCGCUCCGCUCCACCGCCGUCUCGCUCCACCUCACCCCCGACGGCCGCGCCGACGCCCUCGCCCCGCACCCGCGCCCGAGCCACCCCGGCGCCAAGUGCUUCGCCUCCGCGCACGUCCGCCAGGUCGACUUCCCCACCGCCGUGCGCCUCAUCCGGAGCUCCGAUCCGGCCUCCGGCCUGGUGGCCUACGCGCAGCAGCAGGACGACUGCCUGCGCGGGGAGUACGCCGCCGUCGCCGGCGACGUGGACGCGCACGUGCCCUGGGCCAGCGACGCGCUCGGCUGCCUCCCCGAGGCCGUCAACCUCUGGAUCGGCAGCGCCUGCUCCCAGACCUCCUUCCACAAGGACCACUACGACAACAUCUACGUCGUCGUCUCCGGCGAGAAGCACUUCCUCCUCUUGCCCCCCACCGAGCACCACCGCCUCUACGUCCGCGACUACCCCGCCGCCCACUACGCCGCGGAAGAUGAAGCGGAGCUGAGGCUUAAGCUGGAGCUGGAGGAGCCCGAGAGGAUCGUGCCAUGGAGCAGCGUUGACCCCUACCCGCCGUCGCCGGAGGAGGCGGCCGCGCAGGCGUCAUCCUUCCCGCUCUACUUCGAGGGGCCGAGGCCGAUCCGCUGCACGGUGCGCGCCGGCGAGAUGCUCUACUUGCCGAGCAUGUGGUUUCACCAUGUGAGCCAGAGCCCCGGGCCGAACGGGCUCACCAUUGCAGUGAACUACUGGUAUGACAUGCAGUUUGACAUUAAGUAUGCCUACUUCAACUUCUUGAGGUCAUUGGAGAUCGAUGGUAGUUCGUCGAAAAAGACGGAUGCUUUGGAAGACGAUCUCGAGGAGACGAAUGAUUGAAUUGAAAUUUUUGCGGUAAUUCUGGAUCUAUGCAGAAUAUAACUUGAUUCAAUUGUUGUGACUUGUGAGCAUUGUCAGUUUAAUGUUUUGGAGGCAGAGGUCAGGGCAUAGAUCUUGAUAACCUGUGUUUAUGUUGUACCAAUUUUCAGGGCCAAAUGGCUUAUCAGGUUUGAUUUAGUUUCAGAGUCAACAUAUUGAUGUCAACUUUAAAAUUUUUUAUUCAGAUAUAGGAAGGUGAAUUUUGUCUAAGAUUUACUCUCCACUAGUCAUGCUUACAUUAUGCAGGUCUGAGAAAUGGCCAUCUUAUGUGAAUUAUGCAUGUUUUAGUGCCAGAUGGAUCAGAUGUUGACAGAAUGAAUAUCAAGCAAUUACAUCUUCUGAAUC
Oryza sativa Japonica Group (Japanese rice) is the source of this 1618-nucleotide messenger RNA. RefSeq names its product lysine-specific demethylase JMJ32. Lineage: Eukaryota; Viridiplantae; Streptophyta; Magnoliopsida; Poales; Poaceae. The record is from RefSeq and is a predicted model, not a curated record. Gene Ontology annotation, molecular function: 2-oxoglutarate-dependent dioxygenase activity.